Molecule: messenger RNA, 982 nt
Organism: Puntigrus tetrazona (Sumatra barb)
Lineage: Eukaryota; Metazoa; Chordata; Actinopteri; Cypriniformes; Cyprinidae
Product: phosphatidylinositol 4-phosphate 5-kinase type-1 gamma-like
Exons: 4
Source: RefSeq, a predicted model, not a curated record
CACUGAAAUCCUCUCCGUCGAAGAGGGGUCGUGGGGGUCUGGCUGCGGCCAAGUACAGCGGCCCCGGGGCGGCCUGGUCAGCCAGCCAGCUGCCGUUUGUGAGAGACGAAAACAUCUUCGACCUGAGAGGGGCACGAAGCUUCCCCACGCUGGAAGACGAUGGUCGGGCGGACGUGCUUCCCUGCACCCCUCCCUCGUUCGAGGAAGCCACCACAGCCUCCAUCGCCACCACGCUCUCCUCCACCACCUCCCUCUCCAUCCCAGAACGCUCCCCGUCGGACACCUCCGAACACCCGCGCUACAGGAGACACACCCAGUCUAGCCAUGAAGAAACUAUGCAGGAUGAGGACCAGCAAACCAUCACGGUGGAGGUGGAAGUGGAGGGAAGAUACGACAACGAACCCACCCUCGUGGCUCCCCAGGUAUCGCCGGAGGUCAGGUACGCAGCUUUCUCAUAACAUUUCAUAUUUACUUAGGAAAGCCAGAUAUCGAUGGGCGUAUUGAAUAAAGAAAGGUCUCGGUGAAGUGUUAUGGAAUUAAGGGCAAGCGAGGCGAUGCAAAUGCAUUGCCGCUAAAUCAAAAGCAGUGUUGGAUGUGAGAUCUGGGACGUCAUGGGAAUAAGGAAUUAGAUGUGCUUCAUUCGGCUGAGUUCACCUGCUGUAGCUCCUCAUAGUGAUGGGAAAACGGCGCCAUGGCAACUGCCUCAGAGGAGCAUAACCAAACAGGAAGCACUGGCAAUAAGUGCUCAAAUGUGUUUUUGUUUUGUUUUUUUGUGCGAGUCAGGACCAUUGGCAAUAUAUGCAGAAAUUACAUUUCUGUAACAAUUUGUAAAAUAACUUGGCAGUUUAAUUAAAUGUAUUCAUUAUUUAAAUAGCAUUUAUUUAUUCGAAAAUCUUCCUCGUUUUACAGCAAAUCAAUGUAAGGUAUUUUGAUAUUUGAGGUUCAUGCCGUACACUUCCAUACAAAUAGCGUAGCAUUAAAU